AUGGUGUUGGAAGAAGGGGAAGGGUCCACAAGCAAAGGAGUCCACAGUGGGCUUGUGUUGUUCAAAAGGGAGUAUAUGGCAAAACGAGGUGAGAAGUGUAAAAACGCAAGAGAAGAAAAAAUUGAAGUGGGGAAGGCAUGGAGGGCCCUGAGUGAAGAAGAGAAAGAUAGGUAUAAUGAGAGGGCAAGGAAAACGAAGCCACAGAAAGAAGAACAGCGGUUGAGGCAGAAAGUUCAGAGGAUGGGAUUUGGGAACUUGCUUAAUGUGAAUGUGAAGCAACUUCCACGUGAUCUACUUGUGUCAUUGUUGAGAUGCUAUGACCCACCAACGCAUUUUUUGACCAUUAGAGGGCAAGGGCAGGCAAUUGAGGCAAAAGAUGCGCAUGAGUUUCUAGGUGUACCUGACAAUACUGAAGAGGAUAUUAUCUGGGAAGAAAGCGACAAUUUUGAGUUCCUAUUUAUGCUUUAUACAGUUGGAGCUUUUCUAUGUCCUGGGUCAAGCACAACUGUACAUAUACGUUUGUUGAAAGUGAUGCGUCACACGAUGGAUGGGUUUGGGAAAUAUGAUUGGUCAACGUACAUAAUCAAGAACCUGUGGAAGGAAAUGGGAGACUUUGUGAAGAUGACAAAGAAGAAGAAGAAAGGAACCUGCAAUGUUGGAGGGUGUCUUUAUUUGCUGCUGCUGUAUUUUGUUGAGCGUUUCCCGCUGGGAUUGUCUGUUGACCGGGGUUCAACAAGCGCCAUUGAAUAUUGGACCGAGGAGAAGAUAAAGGAGAGGGUGGAGAAAGAGAGAGGUAGCAGCAUGGGAAUAUUGCAUGGAAGCAGUGGCAGCGAGGUAUACUCAGCAGGACAUGAGGACAGUCCAAUUUUGCAGUCUUUAGAUCCGGCAUUGAAGGAGUUGAGGGCUCGUUUUGUGAAGAAGCUUGAAGAAAGCCAGAGGACGUUAAUGAAGGCUCUUGAUGAUGAGCUACUCAAACUGCAGAUUGGAUUGAACGCCAAAGUUAAGGGGAUGGGGAAUGAGAAUGCCACUGCUAAAGAAGGGGUUGAAACAGUUGGUGAUGCAGCUGGUAACGAUGCUGAAGAAGCUGAUGAUGUUGACCGAGUGGUGGAGGAGAUUGCAAGAGAGGUUGCAGCGGGAAGUGCAGAUGAGGAACUUGAUGAGGAUGAAACCAGCAAAGGAGAUGAUGAGAAGGAUGAGGAUGAGGAUGAGGAUGAAGAACAACAUGACCUUCAUGACAGGGAAGUCAGUGAUGAUUACAUGGUUGAGGAGGUGGAAGAAGAGGGUGACCGUGAUGGUCAUGGAGAUGAUGAUAAGGAGGUUCGGGAUUCAGAUGAUGAGGGUGAGGAAGCUACACAUGUACUGACAAUGACCCCUACCAAUGUUCCUUUGCUGUUGGAUCGCGAAUGGGUGAGCAGUGACAGUGGGGAGGAAGGAGGGCCUGAAAAAUCGAUUGACCUUAGGAGGUCAACAAGGGCAAAGAGUUCCACAAUUAAAUCUCCGUGGAUAGAAUUCAAGGCAGCUCCGAGGACGAAGAGGCCAAAGGAGGAAAGGGACAUCUUUUUCACUUUAAUAUCCCGUAGACCCAAGGGAGAGGAAGAGGGGAAUAUGUAA
This is a messenger RNA of Neltuma alba, 1611 nucleotides long. RefSeq names its product nucleolar transcription factor 1-B-like. The transcript is spliced from 6 exons. Lineage: Eukaryota; Viridiplantae; Streptophyta; Magnoliopsida; Fabales; Fabaceae. The record is from RefSeq and is a predicted model, not a curated record. The coding region runs from base 1 to 1611 and encodes 536 amino acids.